Messenger RNA from Tyto alba (common barn owl), 2849 nucleotides. It is a transcript of the gene QSOX1, whose product is annotated as quiescin sulfhydryl oxidase 1. The transcript has 12 exons. Gene Ontology annotation, biological process: protein folding. NCBI's taxonomy places the organism in Eukaryota, Metazoa, Chordata, Aves, Strigiformes, Tytonidae. Gene Ontology annotation, molecular function: protein disulfide isomerase activity; flavin-dependent sulfhydryl oxidase activity. The record is from RefSeq and is a predicted model, not a curated record. Gene Ontology annotation, cellular component: Golgi membrane. The coding region runs from base 1 to 2223 and encodes 740 amino acids.
AUGUGGCGGCGGCGGGCGAGGGGCGGCGGGGCCGGGGCCGGGGCCGGCGGGGCCGGGGGGAGCUGGUGGCCGGCGGCGACCCUGGUGCUGGCCCUGUGGCUGCCGGCGGCGAGGUCCGGCGGGCUGUACUCGGCCAGCGACCCUUUGGAGCUGCUGGGGCCGGGGGCGGCGGGGAGGCUGCUGGGAUCCCCCAGCGCCUGGGCCGUCGAGUUCUUCGCCUCCUGGUGCGGGCACUGCGUCCACUUCGCGCCCACAUGGCGGGCGCUGGGCCACGACCUCCGCGAGUGGAGGCCUGCGGUGAUGCUGGCGGCCAUCGACUGUGCUGACGAGGCCAACCAGCAAGUGUGCAGUGAUUUUGGGAUAACUGGCUUCCCCACGCUCAAGUUCUUCAGAGCUUUUAGCAAGAAGGCAGAGGAUGGGAUAAGGAUUACCAAUCCCAGCGCCACCGUCGAGGACCUGCGCCAUGCCAUCAUCACCAACCUCGAGCAGAGCCAGGACUCCUGGCCGCCCGCCUGUCCUCCGCUGGAGCCGGCGAGCGCUGAGGAGGUUCGGACUUUCUUCCAGAGGAACAAGGACCGGUACCUGGCACUGAUAUUUGAGAAUAGCGACUCCUUCGUGGGCAGAGAGGUGGCGCUGGACAUGCUGCAGUACGAGAACUUGGCGGUGAGGAGGGUGCUGAGCAGCGAGAAGGAGCUCGUGGAGAAGUUCGGCGUCACCUCCUUCCCCUCCGGCUACCUGCUCCUCCGCAACGGCUCCUUCUCCCGCCUGCCCGUGCACAUGGAGGUGCGUUCCUUCUACACCUACUACCUGCGCACACUCUCGGGCAUCACCCGCGGCUCCUACAAGCUGAACACGACCGUCGACGCUUCUAACGACACCAGCACAGCCCAGCCGAAAUGUGCCGACCGCUCCAAGGUGUACAUGGCCGACCUGGAGUCCACGCUGCACUACUCGCUGCGGGUGGAGGCCGCCCGCGCCGCCACGCUCUCGGGAGCCCAGCUGGCCGCCUUCAGGUGCUACGUGGCCACGCUGGUGAAGUACUUCCCCGGGCGCCCCUGCGUGCAGACCUACCUGCAAACCCUGGACAGCUGGCUGAAGAACUGGACAGAGCCCGAGCUGCCCCGCAGCACCUUGAAGGAGGCCAUGAAGAAUAACAGAAAUGCCUCCCCAUCAGCCAUGCUCCCCACCAACGUGACUUGGGUGGGCUGCCAGGGCAGCGAACCCCACUUCCGUGGCUACCCCUGCGGGCUCUGGACCAUCUUCCACCUGCUGACCAUCCAGGCUGCCCAGAGCGGCCCCGACAAAGAGCUGCCGCUGGAGGUGCUGAGCACCAUGCGCUGCUACGUCCGGCACUUCUUCGGCUGCCAGGAGUGUGCCCAGCACUUUGAGGCCAUGGCAGCCGAGUCCAUGGACCGGGUGGUGGGCCGGGAGGAGGCCGUUCUCUGGCUUUGGUCCCACCACAACAAGGUCAACGCUCGCCUGGCAGGAGGUGACACGGAGGACCCCAAUUUCCCCAAGCUGCAGUGGCCGCCGCCGGACAUGUGUCCCCAGUGUCACAAGGAGGAACGAGGGGUGCACGCCUGGGAUGAGCCCGCUGUGCUCACCUUCCUCAAGGUGUAUUUCUCCCCGACCAACAUCCACCUGGACUAUGUGCAGACCGACCCCGUGCCCGUGGUUGGGGAGGGGACGGGCGCCAGGCUGGGCACCGAGAGCCCGCGCGAGGAGAGGGAGAAAGAGGAGGAAGAGGAGGAAAAGGAGACGGAGGGCGAGAGGAGAGCUCCGAGGCGACCGGGCUCCCCCGAGCCCCGGCGCCCCAGCAUCGUGCGGCUGAACCCCAAUCCGCGGGAGGCGGGCGAGGACAUUGUGGACCUGGACUCCUUCAGCGAGCAGCACUUCAAGAGCCAAGCCCUGCGAGCGGCGGCCGGCCGGCGCCGGCGGCUCAGCAAGCGGGACACCAUCGCCCUGCCCCGGGAGGCCGGCGCGGGCCGGGAGCACGGGCGGGCUCCCGCUGCCCUGCUCCGGGAGGAAGAGGAGGAGGAAGCCGGGGAGGGCGUGCGGAGGAGCCCCUGGCUGCGGGUGCUCGGCUUGGGCUUCUCCCGCCUGGACGUCAGCCUCUGCGUUGCCCUCUACUUCCUCUCCUCCAUGUGCCUCCUGGGCAUGUACACUUUCUUUCGCCUCCGCACCCGCGCCCGGAAAGGCCGUCUCACUUUCCCCGGGGCCUGAGAGCAGUUGUGGGGUGGGGUGGGGGGGGAAUGGGGGCUGCCCCCGGGGUGGGGGGGCUGCUGAGCCACUGCACCCCUGGGACAGCGUUUUGUCACCCAGCGGGAAGGGGUUUGGUGCAUCCCCCACCCCGGAGCUGCCCUGCUCACAGCAGGUGCCUCACCCAGGGUGGGGAAUGGAGGAUGGAGGGCUCUUUUUUUGGGGGGGGGGGGGGGGGGAAGGAGGUGUUGGAGCAUCCCUCCCUCAGGUCGCGGUGCCACGUUUUUGGGUGCACGGGAGCUGAGACGCUGACGGCAGUUUGUGUCUCAGCUCCCAGCUACCCUCGGGAUCUCCCUGGUGCUGGGCUGGUUUCAAACUGGGAAGCCCAGUCCCAGGCUGGGGAGCAGCCCUUUGGGGUCAAACCACUAGACGGGCCAGGAGGGUGGGGGUUUAGCCCCCCAAAAAAGCAGGCACUGUGCUGGGAGAGGGGGUGGCAGUCAUGGGUUCAGCUGCAUUUUAUGUGUGUCCCCCUUUGAGACGUGGACUGGGGCCUCCCCACCUUUCCUUGCCCCCCCCGCCCCGCUCCCCUCCCCGUGCUCUUGCUCACUCUGUGCUUGUUUUAGUGGAAUAAAUUAUUUUUGCUGACACCA